Corylus avellana is the source of this 1316-nucleotide messenger RNA. It is a transcript of the gene HSK, whose product is annotated as homoserine kinase. Gene Ontology annotation, molecular function: homoserine kinase activity; ATP binding. The record is from RefSeq and is a predicted model, not a curated record. Lineage: Eukaryota; Viridiplantae; Streptophyta; Magnoliopsida; Fagales; Betulaceae. Gene Ontology annotation, biological process: L-threonine metabolic process.
GGUGAUCAUCCCUGUAGCUCCCAUUUCAAUCCUCUCUCUCUCUGUCUCGCUAUCUGCCUGUUAAACCCUAACAUAAGCCUCUCUCUCUCUCUCUCUCUCUCUCUCUCUGUGAGACGCGAGCAAUGGCCAUUUGCUACCAAGCUCCGGUAAAGCCCAUCUGCGUGCGACCCACCACCACUUUCUCCUCCACACCCAAACCCCAGUCUUUGCGCUGCAACCUCUCUGUCCCGAUCAGAACCCUAGUCUCCGAACCCGAACCCGUACUGACCUCCGUCAAGGCCUUUGCGCCGGCCACCGUGGCCAACCUCGGCCCGGGCUUCGACUUCCUGGGCUGCGCCGUUGACGGCCUCGGCGACUUCGUGUCGCUCUCCGUUGACCCCAACGUCCACCCGGGCCAGAUCUCCAUCGCCCACAUCACCGGCGAUGCCUCUGGCAAGCUCAGCAAGAACCCCAACUGGAACUGCGCCGGCAUCGCCGCCAUCGAGGUCAUGAAGAUGCUCGGCAUCCGGUCGGUCGGUCUCUCCCUCUCUCUCCACAAGGGCCUCCCCUUAGGGAGCGGCCUCGGAUCUAGCGCCGCCAGCGCCGCGGCAGCCGCCGUCGCCGUGAACGAGAUAUUCGGCGGGAGGCUGAGGCCGGAGGAGCUCGUCCUUGCCGGGUUGAAAUCGGAGGAGAGAGUCUCCGGUUACCACGCUGACAAUGUAGCACCGGCGAUCAUGGGGGGUUUCAUUCUGAUUCGAAACUACGAGCCCUUGGAGCUCAUGAGGCUCAACUUCCCCGCCGAGAAAGACCUCUUCUUUGUCCUCGUGAGCCCGGACUUCGAGGCACCGACGAAGAAGAUGCGCGCCGCAUUGCCUAGAGAGAUUGGAAUGGCGCACCAUGUGUGGAAUUGUAGUCAGGCCGGGGCGCUGGUGGCGUCGGUGUUGCAGGGGGACCUUGUGGGGUUGGGCAAGGCGUUGUCCUCGGAUAAGAUCGUGGAGCCGAGACGUGCGCCUCUGAUUCCGGGCAUGGAGGCGGUGAAGAAGGCGGCGAUCGAGGCCGGGGCAUUCGGGUGCACGAUAAGCGGUGCAGGGCCGACGGCGGUGGCGGUGGUGGGGAGUGAGGAGAAGGGUGAGUGGGUUGGGGAGAAGAUGGUGGAGGCGUUUUGGAAAGAGGGGAAUUUGAAGGCCGUGAAGGCUGUGAAGAAGCUUGAUAGGGUGGGUGCUAGGCUCGUUUCAUGAUGAUGGUUAUUUUUCAUUUUUGGAUGCAAAUUUGAUGAUAAAUAUUUGUUUUUGUGAUAAUGGAGUUGGUGAAAAAUGAAGAUCAUCUGCUGUUUCUUA